AUGAUUUUAACAGGCUCUUCAAAUCCCUCCCGCAGACCAGGCGAUACUAAGCUGCGGGCGUGCCUGUGGCUUUCUAGAGUACCAAAACAGGUGGUGGACAAAAACAGUUCAGCAUGGAACAAAGGACGAAUCCAUUACUCAAACUCCACUGAUGAAGUGGCAAGGGCUUACGAAGCACAGCAUGCUGAGGACAUGGAGUGCUUUCUGAAUGCCAGGGCACAAGAGAUUGCAGACGGAGGAAUGAUGGUUCUUGUCAUUCCAGGCCGGCCCAAUACUCUCCCUCAUUCUAAUUCUUUGGUAAACGUGUCCUUUCAACUUAUAGGGUCUUGUCUCAUGGACAUGGCUAGGAAGAAACUGGAAGCUGCUGUAGAAAGAAAUGAACAUUUUAGUUUAGACAAGUUGGAAACAAUACCUCGCACUCUGGUAUCUUCCACUGUCUCUCCAAUCCAACUCGUUGUAUCUCACAUGAGAGCUGGCUCUGAGGGAAUGAUCAAGCAGCAAUUCGGAGAAGAAAUCUUAGAUGAGCUCUUUGACUUGUAUCUCAAGAAACUUGAAGAGCAAUCCUCCAUCAUUGCGUCAGGGACUGAAACUGCAAUUACCUUUCUUGCCGUGCUGAAGCGCAAGUAA
Malus domestica (apple) is the source of this 627-nucleotide messenger RNA. Lineage: Eukaryota; Viridiplantae; Streptophyta; Magnoliopsida; Rosales; Rosaceae. The record is from RefSeq and is a predicted model, not a curated record.